UAGAAAAAGGAAAGGAUGUAGCAAAAUCAAGUUGGGUGUUGUUCGAACUUGCAAGUUGGCAUAAAUCGAGAGAAAAGAAGAAAAAUGGUGAUGAAAUUAAGGAUAGUGUAUUAAUGUGGAGUGUAUUAUUUGUUGGGAUAUAUUCAUGGAAUGCAACAUUGGAGAGUGAAGAAGCAGAGUCCGAAUACGCCUCCUUGACUCCCUAAACGCUGUGGAGUGUAUUAUUUGUUGGGAUAUAUUCAUGGAAUGAAGCAUUGGACAGUGAAGAAGCAGAGUCAGAAUACGCCUCCUUGACUCCCUAAACGUCGUACCCUUAACGGCUGUUACACCAAAUCAAAGGUCCACUCUAUUUCUCUCUCUUUCUCUCUUAUUUGUUUAAUUACCCCUUUUAGAGCACACCAUAAACAUAAAUCAAAGCUUUUGACAAUACCAAUCCACUGGGUUUGUUAAUGUACUUCUUUUUGUGUGUUUUUGUGUAUCAGUAGAUCUCUCCAGUCUCCACUACACUCUCUCCUCUGUUCCCCUAGACAGCGACACAUGGCGGAAAAGGGGAGUACCAGCGACCAAGCUGCAUCGGAGCGGUGUUUUCUGGAGUGGAUGAAGAUUCAAGAGGACAGCCAGAAGGAGCUUUUCCAAGCUCUGAAAGCCAUCGAAAACAGACCAAAUUCAAACCAUGAAGAAACAGAGCGCCAACUCACACAGCUUGUAGACAAGAGCAUCGAGCAGUUCCAAGACUACAUUGAUCGACGAAUGCAGCUAGCCAAAAACGACGUGUCGCUAUUCUUCGCCCCUGUUUGGUGCAGCACAAGAGAAGCUUCACUCCUCUGGAUCGCCGGUUGCCGGCCCUCUGUUUUCAUCCGUUUAGCCUAUUCCCUCACCGGGUACGAACUGGAGACCAGAAUGGCGGAAUUUCUUCAGGGGAUGAAGUCGAUGGAGGAAUUAGCUGGAGAGUUGACGCCGCAGCAAAUGGAGCAGCUGGACAGUCUGCAGAUGAGAACGAUAAAGGAAGAGGAGAGACUGACGUCGGAGCUGGCGAGGGUUCAGGAGGAGAUGGCGGAUCAGACGGUGGUGGGAAUUGCGAUGAGAUCAAUGAAAGAGGAAGGUGGAAGUGAGGAAUUGGAAAGGGCUUUGGAAAAGCAAGAUGGGGAAAUGGUGAGACUCAUCCAACAAGCCGACAAAUUGAGGAUCCGUACGCUGAAUGAGCUGACGGAGAUAUUCAGACCGUUACAGGCGGUGUUGUUCUUGGCAUUCAGUAAGAAGCUCCAUCUUAGCAUACGCGAAUGGGGACAACGAAGCGAUCGAAGGCACGGCAGAUUUCGUAAUUCCUAAAAAUUUAUAAUAUCAUAUCAAACAAAUUUUGGAACUCGCUUCACAUUUCACAAAAUUUAAACGGAACAAAACUAAUUUUAUGGUGUCUUAGGUUUGUAUUUUCUGUUCUUCUUUCGCAGCAUUAAAUUUAAGUUUAUAUAUAUUUUGUUCAUCCAUUAAAGAUUGCAUAUCA
This is a messenger RNA of Cucumis sativus (cucumber), 1501 nucleotides long. Its product is annotated as protein DELAY OF GERMINATION 1. The coding region runs from base 538 to 1329 and encodes 263 amino acids. Gene Ontology annotation, biological process: DNA-templated transcription. The transcript is spliced from 2 exons. Gene Ontology annotation, molecular function: sequence-specific DNA binding. The record is from RefSeq and is a predicted model, not a curated record. NCBI's taxonomy places the organism in Eukaryota, Viridiplantae, Streptophyta, Magnoliopsida, Cucurbitales, Cucurbitaceae.